Myxozyma melibiosi is the source of this 914-nucleotide messenger RNA. Its product is annotated as histone-fold-containing protein. The record is from RefSeq and is a predicted model, not a curated record. The transcript is spliced from 5 exons. Bases 244 to 774 code for a protein of 176 amino acids. Gene Ontology annotation, biological process: regulation of transcription by RNA polymerase II. Gene Ontology annotation, molecular function: RNA polymerase II cis-regulatory region sequence-specific DNA binding; protein heterodimerization activity; DNA-binding transcription activator activity, RNA polymerase II-specific. NCBI's taxonomy places the organism in Eukaryota, Fungi, Ascomycota, Lipomycetes, Lipomycetales, Lipomycetaceae. Gene Ontology annotation, cellular component: CCAAT-binding factor complex; nucleus.
UUGGUCUCGAAACCUGAACCGCUCAGCUCAGCUCAGCUCAGCUCAUCGCAUCUACUUCGUCGUCGAGUUUUUUGAUUCCAGCUGCUGCAUUCACCGUUUGCUUUGAUCUUGGUCUUUUGCUGCUGCCAAUUUGUAUUUGCUGCUACGCGGCGGUUCCUGUGUAUCACCACAACACUCCGCUCAACAGCAAUAUCCAUACCAAUACCAACACCAACACCCUCUCAACAUCAACACCCACCCAACAUGUCUCUAUCACCAAAGCAAUCCCCCCAAGACGACACAGACGACAACAUCGCAAACAUCCUCGACAUGCUCGAGACCGAGAACCAGUCCGGCUCGAGCUCGGCCGUGCACGUCUACCCCCCCGCCGACGUCAACGGCGACAGCCCGUCCUCCGGUCUCAUCCAAAACACAGACGUUACCGGGUCUGCUCAGACUGCUGCCUCGCACGCCAUUGGGGAUUAUGAGGUUAAGGAGCAGGAUAAGUGGCUUCCUAUCGCCAACGUCGCCCGGAUAAUGAAAAUGGCACUGCCAGAUAACGCAAAAAUAUCAAAAGAAGCGAAGGAAUGCAUGCAAGAAUGCGUCAGCGAAUUCAUCUCCUUCAUAACCAGCGAAGCAUCCGAAAAAUGCUCAGCAGAAAAACGAAAGACCGUCAACGGCGAAGACAUUUUGUUCGCAAUGACAUCUCUCGGCUUUGAGAAUUACUCAGAGACACUAAAGAUCUAUCUCGCCAAAUAUAGACAGUUUAUCGCUACCCGCGCUGGAUCAAAAUAACUCAAUGCUCAAGUUUGAGUACGCACCUGUAUUUUUAGUGACCCCUUCUUGUCUAAUACCUCUUUUUUUGUCUUAUUCUCUCGUUUUGUGUCUAUCAAAUUGUACUAUUAAUGAACUUAUCUAAUGAUUACUCUUACUAA